UUGAGCGAGCAGCGAGAGGGAGAUGAAGGUGCGUUGCGCUGGUGAAGCAUUCCUGUACAAGUACAAGGAGCCCCAGUGAUGACAUCUCCCAGCUCCAGUGGAUAAAGCACCAGCAAAGAAGCAAGUUAAGCAACAAUGUGAAAUGAAGGAAUCUUGAUGGCCCUAAUUCCAUAAAGCUCUCAAGUCCAGGUGAUACAGAGGAAGGAACUGAGCCCAAGAAGAUCAAUUCUCACCACCACCUUCCUGCAUCAUGCUACUGAAUAAGAAAGGGAAAAUAAGUGCAUAUUCUUCAAGAAGCUAUUCUUUUUCAUCUGCUCCGUUACUUCAUCUGCGUGGCAGUGCUGGGCCCACUCUUGCAUCACCCAAAGUGAGAGGGAGUGAAGGUUAAUGAUGGCACUGAAUCUGUCACUAUUCUUGAGCCAAAGAUUUUCAGGAGAGGGGACUGGAACUGUUAAUGGACAUCUGCUUUCACGGCAUGGCCCAGAUAUCUAGCAGCAAUGAAUUCAUACAACAUUCAUCACCAUCUUUGGGUACCACAAGGGCAAAAGAAGUGGACAAAGAAGAAGCAUUGCAGAUGGAAGCUGAGGCUCUGGCUAAGAUGCAAAAGGAAAGAGUAGUAGCUGGUAAUAAACAAAGCAUUGAUAAUUUGAGUAAGUCCUGGCCAAAUGUACAAUCCUGCAGAAAACAGGACCAGGAUCUUAUGGUAUUUCCAGAGUCUGAUGUCAAGAAAAAGGUGGAUAAAUUAAAUGCAAUUGAUAUAGAGAAACUUACCCAUGCCGAGCUAGAGAAACUACUACUAGAAGAAAAUUUUGAAUCCAGCCAGCCUCCUAUUCUACCAGCUACUCCUAUUCUGAGCCAAUCUUUCUCUUCACAGUUUUAUUCUAACAGUACUGUUCAAAGAGGACAUUGGCCACCUGGGUUGAUUGGACCUUCUACUUGCACUGUACCUUCUGUUUAUGCAGUAUCCUCUUACAAUAAACAUGUUGGUAUCUUUCAGAAUGGCUUCCAUCCAGGUAUGUCUGCUUACCAGUCUACAAAGCCUAUUUAUCUUAGUCUUCCAGAAAGGUCCCAGUAUAUUUCAUAUGCACUUCCAGCUAGCACAACUUUCCAUCCACAAGGAAAUUUGCCUAUAUAUCAUUCAACACUUACACCUGAAAUGGCAAAAGUGUUUGAUAAGAUAGCAAGCACUUCAGAAUUUCAGAAAAAUGGGAGAUCGACCACAGACUUAGAAAUGACUGGUGCUAAAGCUGCAAUUAAUUUGCCAACCUCUGAAAACUCCAGUGAUAUUAGUAAAUUUGAUUGGUUGGAUUUGGAUCCUUUAAGUAAGCCAAAAGUGGACAAUAUGGAUAUAUCAUAUUCUGCAGAAGAUGGUGGAAAGGUGAAUUGUAGUACAGUUAUAGAAGAUCCUUGGGAAGCUGUGCUGCUGGAGAAGAAGCCCUCAGGAAAAUGCCAUCUUGAAAGAAAAGUUAGUGGGAAAUUUACUUCUGGGGCAACAGUUACAAGAAGUCAGUCUUUAAACAUUCGAACUGUUCAGCUUGCUAAAUUACAGGACCAAACACCACAGACAGACAUUGGGACCAGUAGCCUGCCAACCAGAAAUAAACUUCUAAAAAAUACUGAAAGACAAAAUCAAGAACAAGCAGCAUUUUGUGAUGCCAUUGCAAAGUUGAGGACCAAAUUUCCCCAUAGUGAUCAUGACACAAACCCAGGCUUUGUGUUGAGUCCGGUCAUGUUACAAAGGAACAUCAGUGGAGAGAACUCCAGCAUCAAAAUUUCAAUAGAAAUUGAAGGUUUCCAACAGCCAGUGACAUUUACAUGUGAUGUGAGUUCUCCCGUUGAGCUUAUAAUAAUGCAAGCACUUUGCUGGGUGCAUGAUGACUUGAAUGAUGUAGACAUUGGAAGCUAUAUCUUGAAAGUUUGUGGAGAAGAAGAAGUUUUGCAGAAUAAGCAUAGUGUAGGAAGCCAUGAAUACAUUCAGAACUGCAGAAAGUGGGACACAGAGAUAAAACUGCAGCUCUUGACCCGUAACUCUAUAUGCAGAGAUCUGGCACGAACGGAAGAAGAUGAUGAUGAAAUAUCGAUCGAUUUGACCAAACAUCUCUGUCAUGUAGAAAAGCUUUUCAAAGAGAGCAUUCAUAGCCACUCUCUUGAGGAACUGUUUGACACAUAUCAUAAUCAAGUUGACAUGCUACUUAAUACUGAGAACCAACUUAAAGCAGUAGAUCAAGUUAUUAAAGCUGUCCAAAAUAUUUGUGAUAUAUUGGAUGGGGUAGAGACUCCUGCAAUUACGAUGUCUGUAAAAAAUCUAAGAAGAGCAGUUAACCUUCCAAGGAGUAAGAGUCCUGAGUUUACACAGGUAUCUUUAGCAUCUUCUGAUGACUCAAGCAAAAAUAUAGUUGGUUCACUGCAACCAGAAAACCCUCUGCAGAUUAUCAUAGAUCAGCUCACCUCAGCAGUUUAUGGUCUUCUUCAACUCCAUUUGAACUUGUGCAGCAGUCUUUCUUCAAAACCUCCAAAGAGUAAGAAGAGCACUAAAGAAGCAUGGACUGCCACAGAGCACCUUCAGUUCACAAUAUUUGCAGCUCAUAGAAUUCCCAGUGGCUGGAUCUCACUUUAUGAGAAAUACUACUUGGUUUGCUCUCUUACCCACAAUGGAAAGGAUUUGUUUAAACCUGUCCAGUCCAAGAAGGUUGGCACAUACAAGAAUUUCUUCUAUUUGAUUAAAUGGGAUGAACUAAUAAUUUUUCCCAUCCAAAUCUCACAGUUGCCAUUAGAAUCUAUCCUAUGCCUUACUCUUUUUGGAAUCUUAAAUCAAAAUGGCAGUUCACCCGAUUCAAAUAAACAAAGAAAAGGUCCAGAGAUGUUGGGUCAAGUUUCCUUACCUUUGUUUGAUUUUAAACGAAUGCUGACUUGUGGAACUAAACUUUUAUACCUUUGGACACCUUCCACAAAUACUGUUCCUGGAGUGUUGCAUAAAAAAGGAAAUCAAAUGGAAAGAAUAGCAAUGCAGGUUGAUUUUCCAUCAUUACCGUUUGACAUUGUAUACAAAAUUCCUCAAGGUGCAGAGAGUUCCACAUGUCAUUCCAUAGAAACAUUGGGGAAAAAUUCAAGAGAACGCCUUCUUUCCAUUCUUUCCAAAGAGGGUACACUUGAACUAUCUAGGAAGGAUAAAAGUUUUUUGUGGGACAAACGCCAUUACUGCUACACAGAUGUAAAUAGUCUUCCAAAGGUGUUAGCCAGUGCACCAAAAUGGGAUUUGUCAUAUCUCCCUGAAAUAUAUUUACUGCUUCAGCAGUGGGCUCCAUUACUUCCUCUGACUGCAUUAGAAUUACUGGACUACAAUUUUGCAGAUCAUGAAGUGAGAACAAAAGCUGUGCAUUGGAUUGAGGCAAUAAGUGAUGAUGAACUUGUUGACAUUCUUCCCCAGUUCGUGCAGGCUCUAAAAUAUGAAACCUAUCUGGACAACUCUCUAGUCAGAUUCCUUUUGGCCCGAGCAUUAGGAAAUAUUCGAAUAGCACACUAUUUAUAUUGGUUACUAAAGGAUACCUUGCAUGACAUCAAACAUGGCAUGAGGUAUGAGCAUAUCCUUGGUGCCUUCCUUUCAGUCUGUGGGAAAAGACUGAGAGAAGAACUGGAAAAGCAGACGAGACUGGUACAAAUACUAGGAAUGGUGGCAGAAAAAGUAAAACAAGCAAGUGGAUCUGCCAGACAGAUUGCCUUGCAAAGUGGAAUGGAACGUGUCCAGUCCUUUUUCUUAAAAAACAAAUGUCGUUUGCCUCUCAGCCCCAGCCUUGUAGCUAAAGAACUUAAUGUCAAGGCAUGUUCCUACUUCAGUUCUAAUGCAGUACCUCUUAGAAUAGCUCUGGUGAAUGCAGAUCCCUUGGGAGAAGAAAUUAAUAUAAUGUUUAAGGUUGGUGAAGAUCUGCGGCAAGAUAUGUUGGCAUUGCAAAUGAUAAAAAUUAUGGAUAAGAUCUGGUUACAAGAGGGACUUGACCUGCGGAUGGUUAUCUUCAAGUGCAUUUCAACAGGCAAAGAUAGAGGAAUGGUGGAGCUUGUUCCAGCUUCAGAUACACUUAGGAAAAUUCAAGUAGAGUAUGGAGUGACAGGAUCCUUUAAAGAUAAACCCCUUGCAGAAUGGCUAAGAAAAUACAACCCUACAGAAGAAGAGUAUGAAAAGGCUUGUGAAAACUUCAUCUAUUCUUGUGCAGGAUGUUGUGUAGCUACCUAUGUCCUGGGGAUCUGUGACCGUCACAAUGACAACAUAAUGCUUCGAAGUACAGGGCAUAUGUUCCACAUUGAUUUUGGAAAGUUUUUGGGCCAUGCGCAGAUGUUCGGGAGCUUCAAGAGGGAUCGGGCUCCCUUCGUGCUGACAUCAGAUAUGGCCUAUGUAAUCAAUGGUGGUGAAAAGCCUACUAUUCGGUUCCAAUUGUUUGUUGAUCUUUGCUGCCAAGCUUAUAACCUGAUAAGGAAAAGAGCCAGCAUUUUUCUUAAUCUUCUGUCACUGAUGCUCUCAUCUGGGUUACCGGAACUUACUGGAGUUCAAGAUUUGAAAUAUGUGCAAGAUGCUCUUCAGCCCCAAACCACAGAUGCUGAAGCUACCAUUUUCUUUACAAGACUAAUUGAAUCAAGUUUGGGAAGCGUUGCCACAAAGUUCAAUUUCUUCAUUCACAAUCUUGCUCAGCUGCGAUUUUCAGGCCUGCCUUCCAACGAUGAGCCCAUUCUCUCCUUUUCUCCCAAAACAUACUCACUUAAACAAGAUGGCCGUAUCAAAGAAGUAUCUGUCUUUACAUACCAUAAGAGAUACAACCCAGAUAAAUAUUAUAUCUACGUUGUCAGAGUUUUAAGAGAGGGGCAAAAUGAACCUACAUUUGUUUUUCGGACAUUUGAUGAAUUCCAAGAAUUGCACAACAAGCUUGGUAUCUUAUUUCCUCUUUGGAAAUUGCCAGGCUUCCCUAAUAAGAUGGUCCUGGGAAGAACUCACAUCAAGGAUGUAGCAGCCAAGAGGAAAGUAGAGCUAAACAGCUACAUACAAAGUUUAAUGAAUGCAUCAACAGAUGUAUCAGAGUGUGAUCUUGUUUAUACAUUCUUCCACCCUUUACUUCGUGAUGAAAAAGCUGAAGGAAUUGAUGGAAUAGCUAAAUGUCCAGAUGUAAGCCCUUCAAGUCCCACCUCAGGCAAAGUCGGAGGAGAAGUUAAGUUAUCCAUCUCCUAUAGAAACAGUACUCUGUUUAUCAUGGUGAUGCACAUAAAAGAUCUGGUUACUGAUGAUGGUGCGGACCCAAAUCCAUAUGUGAAGACAUACCUGCUUCCAGACAUACAUAAAACAUCUAAACGGAAAACCAAAAUAUCAAGAAAAACUAGAAAUCCAACAUUCAAUGAAAUGCUUGUAUACAGUGGAUAUAGCAAAGAGACACUCAAGCAAAGGGAGCUUCAGCUUAGCGUACUCAGUGCUGAAUCGCUACGUGAGAACUUCUUUCUGGGCGGUGUCACUCUUUCCUUAAAGGAUUUUAACUUGAACAAGGAAACUGUCAAUUGGUACCGACUUGCUGCUGUACCAUAUUUGUGAAGCUGAUACAGAAGUGAAAAGAAGAACAGAAUUGAAUGAUCUCAACUCCACUUGCAUUUGGUCACUACUUGAAAAUAACUCUCACGCUUUAGUAUAAGAUACUACAAUUCAGCAGAUUACAGUUGGCACAACCUUCACAAAUUUUAAACAGGACUUUUUCUGGCAAACCAUAUCAGCUUAUGCUUUUACUGUAGUAAUCUAAGCAUCAAUGUAAAUUUAUUGUAUAAAUUUAGUAUGUGGAUAAUGAAGUUCUAAGUCUUGACUAGUUGUUCCAAUUUAAAGCUGAGGUGUGUUAAUCAAUUCAGUCACGUUUGAAUUGCUUGGCUGUUGAUACAUUGCAAGCUUGCUUUAGGCUUCUGCUGUCAUGAGAUGCAGCACCAUGUUAAAACAAAAUUAUUAAGGUAAAAUAACUGCCCAAGCUGUCAAAGGGGAGAUUGAACAGAUAGUUGGGAAAACUCCAGUCACAUUGAGCCUUUGGACUCCUUGGACCUCUUUGAGGUUAUUAUCAAAAUGAGUGCCAUGAAGUUAUACAUAAUGGUGCCUUAUUUUAUCACUCAACUGCUUCUUAUACCUCAUUUCUGAUAUUUAAAAACAUUUAGCAAUGCUAAAGGUUAACAUACUUUUUAAAAUCUAGUCCUUUUAAAAACUAUUGCUUGCACAUGUGGCUCUAUAUAAAUUAUUUAACAUUUUCUUCCUUGUAUGUAUUCUGCUUUCUUAGGUCAAAUUCAAAUGACAGCAGACGUCUGAAUCCUUCUCUAUUUUGACUCUUUAUGUUUGUCCUUAAUAACUUGAUGAACUGAAAAUAUUAUACGGAUGCAUAUUCGGGUAGUUUUAUGCCAUGGUUUGCUAUAAGUACUUCUAUUUCCAGAAUGUAGAUAUCUAUUUAGGAGAAAUUUGGGGUUCAGUUUCCAGUUCACAUGUAAGGCACACAUAAGUUGCCAUACGUGUAAGUUCCGUGUGACUGAAAUAUUUACAUCAAAUAGCAGAAGGCCACAGUAUCAGCUGUUGGCUGAGAAUAAGUUGCACUAAAAAUGGUGAAUUUCACUAAGUGACAGCUUGAGCUAGGUAUAAUUUCCAUAAUAAUUAAGAGAACAGUCUAUUAAGCAUUCUAUUCAUUUCAAUGAAAUUUUGAUUUGCCCUUAGAGACAUGAGUAGAAGAUAGCUUUCCUCCACCUUUUAAUGGCUUCUGCCCUAAAUUCUAUUUUUAUUCUAGUUUUGUACAUUUGUGAUACUGACUGUAAAUGCAAUAUAGUAACUCCAGUUUGAAACACUAGCUAAUGUAGGGAAAAUGUUUAAAUUGCACAAUAAUUUUAAUGCUGAAGCCCAAAUACUUUUGAAUAAACAUGACAGGGAUACAGUCUCUGAACCGUCUAUGACAAUGAGGUUAAAGCAAAACAAUGCAUUGUUAAAUGAGAUUAUGGUAGAUAAUGACAAUCUUUAUUACUGGAAAACUAAACUAAACUAUGAUCUAAUUUAUUUCCCCUAAAAUAUAGUUAAGUCCCUGGUUUCAAAUGCAGUAUAACAAAGUGUAAGUGAAAAAAUGAACAUAAAUGUUUGGUGCCUAAAACAUUAAUGGUCCAAUUAUACAAAUAACCUUGGAAUACUUCUCAGUGUUAAAACUGCAUAGUGUUUAACAGAAGCUAUUUGGCAUUUUAAAAAGCACCUAGGUUAUAUUUGCUAUAGUAAGUUCAGUAUGCAAGAAAUAACCUAUAUAGUAAAUAGAAUAAACUAACUAGAUUGUAUUUCCUGCUCACUUGAUGUUUUUUGAGAUGCAUUCCAUUCAGCAGAACCAGCAUUCACUCACAGGAAAGCUGACUACUGUUUUUGUGAAAUGGUCCAUUAAAGUAACUGCAAGCAAUAUGUACUGCUUUUUUGCAGUCUGUUACUACAGCACACUAAGUUACAGCACAAAACUAGAAAUUUAAAAGAUGCUUUUGAUAGCGGUGAUUUGCAACUGCAAUUUUUGGCUGGUCAUUGGUUAGAAUGCGCUGCACCUUAAGGUAGCAUUUGCCAGUAUCCUUCAUGGUUCAUACCUGUGCCUUUGCUCACUUUCACCACCUUUCAAAAUAAAAUGCACAUUAGGAAUUUUCAGAUAAAUUCUUUAAAAACAUAUUCAAUAAAAUAACAACAGGUGCAACAUUAAUUUUGCAUCUGUUUUGAAUUAUUUAUAGCAAUGUGAUAUAUAAACUUUAACUGUACACAUUCAAAAGUAUGUAUUAAAGCUGACAUAAAAGGGGAGGAGGGAAUUAUUAGGAUAAAUUAAACACUUUACUAAUACAUAUUUUUAAAGUAGUCUCCUGGCAUUUUUAUACUUUAUUAAUCAAAAUUUUAUGCAUCACACAUACAGACUGCAGCUAGAAAUAAAUUUGUGUCUGUCUACUUAUAUUUUGACAUUUUGAGGAAUACAUCUUGCUGUAAGAAAAAUGACCACAUUUUCUGUACUAAGUAACCUGGCUAUGACUUUGCACUGAAGUUUUUAAUAUUACUGCCUUUUUAUGAUCUACACAUAUGUAUGAAAGCAUGAAUGAUCUUUGAUAUUUCUCUAUUUUUAAAAUUAAAGUGGUGUAGAAAUCUUAGUAUCUUGCCUUAAACCUGACUUCUCCUUCUUGGAUACAAUACAGUGCAACUUUCAAACUGAGGAGUUUCUUUUUCUGAUAUCUUCAAAAUAUGGCCACAGUCUAAUGCAGGAGUAUGUAUGUUUAAAUCUAUUGAUAUCAGUGGGCUUACAUCUGGAUUAGAUUGUAACCAAUGGUGUGGUACAUGGAGGAAAAUAUUCAGGCCAUAUUACAGCAUUUUCAUAUCCAUAGGAAUUUAAUUUUCCUUCUGUGCUUUGUACUCUCAGACUGACUAAAACAUGGCAGAGGUUUAUAGAUAAUGGAAAGCAUUGGGAGCAAAUGUAGACAUUUGCCUUUAAUUAUUUAUCUGAAAGAACCAAAUACUUCAGUUAUAUUACACUGAUAGCUAAUAAAGAUGUACAGUAUUUCUAUCAAUAUCCUAACCCAUAAUGUAUGGGUUAAAUGUGACUCCAUAACUGUCCUACAAUUACAUUAAACACUACUCUGGAAUAAA
Molecule: messenger RNA, 8635 nt
Organism: Varanus komodoensis (Komodo dragon)
Lineage: Eukaryota; Metazoa; Chordata; Lepidosauria; Squamata; Varanidae
Gene: PIK3C2A
Product: phosphatidylinositol-4-phosphate 3-kinase catalytic subunit type 2 alpha
Exons: 35
Coding region: 455-5566 (1703 amino acids)
Biological process (GO): phosphatidylinositol-3-phosphate biosynthetic process; cell migration; phosphatidylinositol 3-kinase/protein kinase B signal transduction
Cellular component (GO): cytoplasm; plasma membrane; phosphatidylinositol 3-kinase complex
Molecular function (GO): 1-phosphatidylinositol-3-kinase activity; 1-phosphatidylinositol-4-phosphate 3-kinase activity; phosphatidylinositol binding
Source: RefSeq, a predicted model, not a curated record